Microcebus murinus (gray mouse lemur) is the source of this 2199-nucleotide messenger RNA. RefSeq names its product dynein axonemal intermediate chain 2 (gene DNAI2). The record is from RefSeq and is a predicted model, not a curated record. Gene Ontology annotation, biological process: cilium movement; outer dynein arm assembly. Gene Ontology annotation, molecular function: dynein light chain binding; dynein heavy chain binding. Gene Ontology annotation, cellular component: outer dynein arm. NCBI's taxonomy places the organism in Eukaryota, Metazoa, Chordata, Mammalia, Primates, Cheirogaleidae.
CCGUCGUCAUGGAGAUCGUGUACGUGUACAUCAAGAAGCGCAGCGAGUUCGGGAAGCAAUGCAACUUCUCCGACCGCCAGGCCGAGCUGAACAUCGACAUCCCACCCAACCCUGAGCUGGCCGAGCAGUUCGUGGAGCGGAACCCGGUGGACACCGGCAUCCAGUGCUCCGUCAGCAUGUCGGAACACGAGGCCAACACGGAGCGGUUUGAGACGGAGACCGGGGAGUUAACCACAUAGGAGGGGUUUGCCCAAGGACGUGAACCCCCUGGAGCUGGAACAGACGAUCCGCUUCCGAAAGAAAGUUGGAGAAGACGAAGAACUACAUCAACACCAUCAUGCAGCUGGGCUCGAUCAUGGAGCACUGCAUCAAGCAGAACAACGCCAUCGACAUCUACCAGGAGUAUUUCGACGACGAGGAGGCGGCGGAAGUGAUGGACGAGGCCCCUUCGGCUAAAACCAUCAACGUUUUCAGGGAUCCCCAGGAGGUCAAGCGGACAGCCACACACCUGUCCUGGCACCCGGAUGGCAACAGGAAGCUGGCCGUGGCGCACUCGUGCUUGGAAUUUCAGCGCGCCCCCAUGGGCAUGAGCUACGACUCGUACAUCUGGGACCUGGAGAACCCCAACAAGCCUGAACUCGCUCUGAAGCCGUCUUCUCCGCUGGUCACCUUGGAGUACAACCCCAAAGACUCACACGUGCUCCUGGGGGGCUGCUACAACGGGCAGAUAGCCUGCUGGGACACUCGGAAGGGCAGCCUGGUGGCGGAGCUGUCCACCAUCGAGUUCAGCCACCGAGACCCCGUGUACGGCUCCAUCUGGCUGCAGUCGAAGACGGGCACCGAGUGCUUCUCGGCGUCCACGGACGGGCAGGUCAUGUGGUGGGACAUCCGGAAGAUCAGCGAGCCCACUGAGGUGGUGAUCAUGGACAUCACCAGAAAGGAGCAGCUGGAAAAUGCCCUGGGGGCCAUCUCCCUGGAGUUCGAGUCCACUUUGCCAACCAAAUUCAUGGUGGGCACCGAGCAAGGCAUUGUCAUCUCCUGCAACCGGAAGGCCAAGACACCAGCUGAGAAGAUUGUGUGCACCUUCUCAGGCCACCAUGGCCCCAUCUAUGCCCUCCAGAGAAACCCCUUCUACCCAAAGAACUUCCUGACUGUCGGUGACUGGACAGCCCGCAUCUGGUCUGAAGACAGCCGGGAGUCGUCCAUCAUGUGGACCAAGUACCACAUGGCCUACCUCACUGACAGCGCCUGGAGCCCCAUGAGGCCAGCCGUUUUCUUCACCACCAAGAUGGAUGGGACCCUGGACAUCUGGGACUUCAUGCUCAAGCAGUGUGACCCCGCCCUCAGCCUGAAGGUGUGCGAUGAGGCCCUCUUCUGCCUCCGGGUGCAGGACAACGGGUGUUUCAUCGCCUGUGGCUCCCAGCUGGGGACGGCCACCCUGCUGGAGGUCUCGCAAGGGCUGUCCACCAUGCAGAGGAAUGAGAGGAACGUAGCUUCUUCCAUGUUUGAGCGUGAGACCCGCCGGGAGAAGAUCCUGGAGGCCAGGCACCGCGAGAUGCGGCUGAAGGAGAGGGGCAAGGCGGAGGGCAAGGAAGAGGACCAGAAAGAGGACGAGCUGGUCACGGACCUGCCGGCAAUGGUGGGCAUGGCUGAGCAGGAGUUCUUCGACAUCAUCUACGGCGAGCUGAGGAAGAAGGAGGCAGCCGCCAUGAAGAGGAAGCGCAAGUCGGAAGACCAGGAAUUUGUGGACGAAGACCAGGAGAUGGAGGGGGAUGAGGACACGCUGGAGCAGGAAGAGGCUGAAGAGACUGAAGAGGAGACGUAGGCCCAGCAGGUCGGCCCCCGGCUGCGGCGCUGCCCUGCACGUACCACCCGCCCCGCCUCUCGGUCUUGUCCCGGCCCUGCCCGUGGGGAGCUGAGCUUGCACAGCCUCGGCGGGGCCUGGGGGGGACCUGUGGGGGGGGGAGGGUUUCUCCUUGUCCCUUACCGACCUUUCUCAUCCACCUACAAAUGGAGAACAGAGAGCCUGUCGCUUCUAAGCCACCUUUCCAAGCAGGUCCCCGGGUGUCUGCACACACAGCCACGACGGAGGCCCCCGGGUGUGGGGGGAUUGACGGCACGAGCUUAGUUGUUCUCAUGCACAUUGGCGCUUUCUGUUAUCUUCAUUCCCGUAAAAUUAAACAAGUAACAACAACGCCA